CAGGGGUUUUUGCAGGACAUGCAGGAGCAGAUGGGGAAACUGACAGCCCUCCUAAAGGAUGAACGGCGGUCCCACCAGCACAGCUGCCGUGCGGUGAUAUAUCUAGAUAGUUUCUCCAACAUGGUCAGCUGAAUGGAACCUCUGGCUCCUUCUGAGUUCAUCAUGUCUCUGUUUCACAGCUGUUGGACGAGGCAGAGCGGAGAGCUGAGAGAGUCAGGCAGCAGCAACAACAGGAGAUGGAGUAGGUACUUUAUGCCCCACACAGCUAGCAGAGGUGGCGUCCUUUCAGUGGGAAGGGAAGUAAUGUCUAUUGUAUACAGCACAUCUAGGUUACACUACGAAUGAUAGACAAAUUCAAGCUCUAACCUAGACAACUUUGUUGUUCCAUUGUUAUAAAUCACUUUUAUGCGGGACUGUCAAAUUGGAAUAAGGUCCUUUGACAAAGAGAUGAUUCCCAGUCACCACUUCCCUCUGAUUUACAGGCAGCUAAUGCAGGCCCACAGAUCAGAGAUCAGUGCUUUGGUGACCCUCCACACCAAGACUCUGGAGGGGGAGAAGGGCUGUGCAGAGGAGAGAUGUGGUAUUAAACAAGAAACAAUGACUUGUGGCAACCUAACAGUCAAACUAAUACUGGAUCUCUUCAAGCUGUCCCUAUCACUCUCACCCUUUCUUUACUUGUCAACCCUCACAGCCCUGCUGGAGAAAGAUUAUGACUUCCUCAAAAGUUCCUUCCGCACAUACAAGGUGAAUUAGCCUUGCCACCUGUUGGCAGAUGGCACCAGUCAGAACUUGGUGUUUCACAUUUUGUCAGUGAAAUGUACUGCAAAAAAGUUUGAAUUGUUUUUGAAAAUGUAAAUUGUGUUUUUUCCCCUACUGCUCUAGGACAGUAUAUUUGAGGAGAUGCGUAGCAGCUGGCUAAGGAAGGAGAACAGCUGGAAAGAGGAGCAGGAGAGGGAUCUCAUGGACCAACUGAUGCAUUGUGAGGUUAUUAACAGUUGUGCAAAGUAGAGUUAUUAUACAGCUCCUCAGUUUCAGUGUUGACAUUUAGAAAUGCUAUAAUUCUCAUCAUUGACAGCACGUGAGCAGUUGAACAAAAGUGAGCAGGAAAAGGAUAACCAAAGAAAAGCCUUUGAGGCAGAAAUGGCAGACCUCCAGGCCAGGUUUCAGGAGGAGAUACAGGUCAGAGGAGUGUUGUUGCUACCAAUGUUAACCUGUAUUUGACUUAUAGGUGGUUCGGACAACGGGAUAGUUUACCUCUGAAGUCACUAAGUGUGUGUGGCUUUUCAGGUACUAGCUGGUGAGCUGACAGAGAAGGAUGUAACCAUCAGCUUAUUGAGAACAGCUUAUCACCAGACACAAGAGCAACUGGACAUUGUGGUAAGCUACUGAUACUCUGUGUCCUCUUCAUCCAGAGCAACUGUCACGGACGUUUCUGCUCAAACCUGCUAGUGAUGGCUAUCUUGUUGUUGUGACAGACCUGUCGUGUGUCAGACUUCGGGAAAAACACAAGCCGGCUUGGGCCAAGACGCAUGUCACGCAUCACGCAAGAACCAACAGAGCCAUAG
This is a messenger RNA of Coregonus sp. 'balchen', 1565 nucleotides long. Lineage: Eukaryota; Metazoa; Chordata; Actinopteri; Salmoniformes; Salmonidae. The record is from the annotation of a GenBank genome assembly.